AUGGAAAUUGUGAACUUCUUGAAUUCGUGCAGAGGAUCACCUUUCAACGUGUGCGCCGGGGUCUCAAGUGUUCUCCAGUCACAUGGCUUUGUCCAACUUUCUGAAUCAGCUCCUUGGUCUCUUCAAAGGGGUGGAAAGUACUUUUACAUCAAGGACUUGACUACGGUCUGUGCUUUUGCUGUUGGUGGGAAUUAUGAAGUUGGCAAUGGAUUUUCUAUAGUCGGCAGUCACACUGAUUCUCCGUCUUUGAAAUUGAAACCAAAUCCGUUUGAUAAAUCGAAUGAAUUAGAUUUAGUCCGGUGCGAGUUAUAUGGCGGAGGAAAUUGGCCGUCGUGGUUUGAUAGAGAUUUAGGGGUGUGUGGUCGUGUCAUCACACAAGACGGCGAGACGCUUAAAAAUGCGAUAGUGAAAAUAGAAGAGCCCAUAUAUAGGAUCUGCACGUGUGCGCCACACUUGGACAAACGGUACGGGAAAGGGUUUGUAAUUGACAAAGAGACUGAACUUCCGGCGAUUGGUCUUUCUGAGCAGGAUUUGAUGGAAAAGCUUUCAACGCAAGUCAAUGGGACGAUAGUUGGGAUGGACUUGUAUUUAUAUGACAUUGAUCCCAUAUCCCUGAGUGGCGUUUCAAAGGAGUUUAUAACGGGACAAGGCUUAGAUAACACCACAAGUGUCUACGCAGACUUAUUUGGACUUUUAGAAGCGACUUCUGAAGAGUCUUUGAAAGCUUUGCCAAACGUCUUGAUGGCGAUUUUCUUUGAUAAUGAAGAGGUUGGGUCGACCAAUAGGAGAGGAGCUAAUUCGGUGAUGACUGAAAAGGUGGUGAGAAGGAUCUGCUCGUGUUUUGACAUGAGUCCCGACUUCGAGCAAAAAGUGAUGGUAGGAGAGAGCAAGACGUUUGUAUUAAGUAAUGAUGUCAAUCAUGCCUCACACCCAAAUUACAUUGAGACGAGUGAGAAAAGGCAUUUGGUCUAUAUGAACAGUGGAAUUGUCUUCGAAACAAACGCUAAUCAAAAACUCUUGUGCGACUCAAUCGACUUCAAAAUCGUCUCUGAAAUUGCUAAGAUCAGCGACGUGAAGUUACAGAAGUUAGUUGCUAAACAAGGUCUCCUUGGAGGAAGUACUAUUGCACCAAAAAUGGCAUCAUCUACUGGUUUCCAUGUCAUCGAUUGUGGUGUCCCUCUCUUGGCUAUGCAUUCUAUAAGAGAGAUAGGAGGGGUUUUUGACAUACUUGGAUUAACAAACCUUGUCAGAGAUGCUUUAUUACAUUUACACGAGCAUCAAGCCUUACUAAUUUAA
This is a messenger RNA of Entamoeba invadens IP1, 1296 nucleotides long. RefSeq lists its product as hypothetical. The record is from RefSeq and is a predicted model, not a curated record. Gene Ontology annotation, biological process: proteolysis. The transcript has 2 exons. Lineage: Eukaryota; Evosea; Mastigamoebida; Endamoebidae. Bases 1 to 1296 code for a protein of 431 amino acids. Gene Ontology annotation, molecular function: aminopeptidase activity; zinc ion binding.